Molecule: messenger RNA, 2779 nt
Organism: Paralichthys olivaceus (Japanese flounder)
Lineage: Eukaryota; Metazoa; Chordata; Actinopteri; Pleuronectiformes; Paralichthyidae
Product: DEP domain-containing protein 7-like
Biological process (GO): intracellular signal transduction
Source: RefSeq, a predicted model, not a curated record
ACAGACAUACACUGACAGUGGGGUCACAAGAUGAUUUCCAAAUAAAAAUAGCAAUAAGAAAUAGCAUAUUGUUGCAAAAGAUACAACAAUUAUAGUAGUUGAACUUGAAAUAAAAUAAUGUCAUGAUGCUAUUUGUCCCCUGAUUAUAAAAGAUUAGCUGCAGUUGCAACAGGACAAUUUCCUGCACAACAGGAAACAUUCACAUAUGUGUGUGUUGGUGAUUUUCAUUUUGUGUAUUUUAUGUGUAUGUUUAAACCCCCAGUGUCUGACACAAUGUUAUCUUAAAUUUCAAUUAUCUAUAAUGUGUAAAUGUAAUUGCAUUUGUAUUUUCUUUAUUCAUAAUGUGUCUUUAUAAACACUUUUACAUUCUCUUAUUUUAGUUUUAAAAACAUAAACUUGAACAGACUAUUAAUUCACAUGACAUCUUUACUUCAGGGGCUCCGAGGCUGUACAAUUUGGUUUCUGCUUCCAUCUCCAGCUCUAAAUUUUCCUUGAGCACCUGAAGGCAGCAUGACUGACCAUGUGUCGUUUUCGUCAUUCAUGAAUAAUGAACAUUUAUCAUGUGUUUCAUCAUAUGUUCUCAUGUGAAAUCAGCACAUGUUUGAGUCAGAACACUUUGCACCAUAAAACUCAGAAUUAAACUCCUGUGGCUUGAGUUUAAUGUGAUUUAGUGAUUGCUGCCAUCUAGAGGUGUAAAUUAAAUACAGCACCACACAAACAGGAGGCCAUUGUGCAUCGUCACGGAUCCUGCACGUGCUGUUCACCUCCAACUGCCCAACAUGGCCUCAAUAAAGGAAAGAGCUGCGGCCUUGAACCUCGCAGGGAAACUGUGUGUGCGGCCUCCAGGUCAUGGAGUGUGUGGUAAACCUGCAGGCCUCCAGUCCUCCUCCCUGUGGAGCGGCCUCCUCUCUCACCUCAGGGCCUCUGUGACUGUGAAGCGUCGACGGGUUCACCUCAAGUCUCACGGCGACUGUUUCCUGGGCUCAGAGGCCGUAGAUGUGGUGACAGAGCAUUUAAACCACAUCCAGAGCUUCGAGGGUGCGGACGUGUCCCGGGACAAAGUGGUGAGCGUGUGCCAGGCUCUGUUGGAGUGUAACGUGUUUGAGGCGGUGGGAACCAAAGUGUUUGGGAAAGACAAGAAGCAGGAUUCCUUUCAGGACAGCAAAUGUGCCCUUUACAGGUUUGUAAACGUGCACAUGCCUUCAGUUGAUGAGCUGGAGAGAGCCAUGCUGGUGAAUGGGAUUCAGAAACUCUUCUGCAGCGCCUCAUCAGACAGGCAGGAGAAGCAGGUGAGUCUUCCUGGGUCACGUGUCCCCAUGUUAACUCCCAUCAAGUCCACUCAGACGCCCACCAGAGCAAAGCAGCCGGAUGCUCCUGUCACCGGCCGCCUGACGGUGGAGGCCGAGGUGGACAAUCAGAGCGUGAGUCCCAGCAAACUGCAGACGGACUCCGUGUUACCACAGUCGUUGGUAGAUGAGGUUUGGCAUGAGCAGACCCUCCUCAGGCUGCUGAACCUGGUUGAGCUCCCCCUCCUGGAAGGGGUGCUUCAGUGCAGCCAGACCCUGUCGCCCCCGGCUCCGUCACACUCGCUGUCCCACAGUAACCCAGACCUGAUCUACAGCAGCAACCACCUGGACAGACAGAUCCUCAAGGCCUUCAGGGAGACUCAGGAGGACGAGUGGCUGUGUGCAGCUCUGGACUGUCUGGACUUCCUGUCUGAUCAGCCGGUGGUGGAGCUGAGCCGGGAGCUGCCUCACUGUUUCCCUCAGGACCAGGAGAGCUGUGACCAAGCGCCAGCUGGUAGCACCAACCAAGAUGGAGGCUACAACAGUGAUGAGCCUCGUCUCUCCCUGAGUGGUCUGGCCCAGUGUAAACUGCUGGUGUACAGGACUCUGGUGAAACACUACAGUCACACAGAUCAACCUCCGCUGCUGCCGCAGAACAUGACUGACGUCUGCACUGCCGUCACUGAGCUGCUGGUGAACGCAAAGUUAGACAAGGCCCUGGAGGCUCUGCAGCUGUGCUUGAAACUGCUGCCACCUAGCUGCAGAGACGAGCUGCGCAGGCUGCUUACGUUCAUGACUCUGGCCGCUGAUCCACAGGCGAUAAAACUGGAUAAGGAGAUGGAAAACAGGUUAGCAGUGAAGAGGUCUUUCUCCAGAGCCAUCGUCCACAGCAAAGCUCUUUCAAAGGAGAACGAGGAUCUGCUCGUGGUCUUCAUGCUCAGCAACAUAAAGGAAAUCUUCAAGAUACCAGGAGCUCUGCACAAAGGAGUGAGUGAGAAGCUGUCCAGCCUUGUGCAGGGGACGCAGCCUGAUGUGACGGGCUCCACGUUACGUCAGCAGGUCUCCAGCAGGACUUACACUGACGCUACAAAGGAGACCACCAAGCAGGAGCUGUGGGCUCUGCUGAACAGCAUCAACACCAACACAAAGAUCUCAGCCAAGGAGAGGAAGCGUCUCCUCGGACAGUUUUACCGAGGCCACCCAGAGAUAUUCAACCAGUUCUUUGGUGACUCUGCUGUUAGCAUGCUGUAGAUGAUCAUAAGCCAUGUCUCUGAUUUAACAAUUAAUUAAAAAAUGUUUUUGGGGGUCAGAGGUUAAGACUAUGCUCAAGUUAAAGUUGGGAUUGGGGAACUGAGCCUGAAAUUAUAACCCUGUCUCAUGCAUUAAUGGGGACAACCAAGUCUCCUUCCCUUAGUCCACCAGGCUCCACCCACCAUCCUCAAUGACUUGCUUUAUUAUGGCCUGUUAUUUAUCAAUAAAAACUAACAAUGAAC